Molecule: messenger RNA, 393 nt
Organism: Trichophyton benhamiae CBS 112371
Lineage: Eukaryota; Fungi; Ascomycota; Eurotiomycetes; Onygenales; Arthrodermataceae
Exons: 2
Coding region: 1-393 (130 amino acids)
Biological process (GO): proteolysis
Molecular function (GO): metallocarboxypeptidase activity; zinc ion binding
Source: RefSeq, a predicted model, not a curated record
AUGAAGAAGAUUGCGGCUAACAAGGGCAUCGCCAUGUUCGUUGACUGGCACUCGUACGGCCAGCUCUUCAUGUCACCAUAUGGAUACUCUUGCACUGCUCGCCCACCAACCGAUGCUCGACACCAGGAACUUUCCAGGAUUUUUGCCCAGGCAUUGAAGGCGGUGCAUGGAACUCCAUACAAGACCGGGCCCAUCUGCAACACCAUCUACCAAGUUAACGGAGACAGCGUUGACUAUGCUCUCGAAGUUCUCAAGGUGAAGUUGUCUUUGACCGCUGAGCUCCGUGACACUGGCGCCCGCGGAUUCGUUCUCCCCGCCGACCAGAUCAUUCCAAGCGGUGAAGAAACCCUUGCUGGUACCGUUGCCAUGCUCAAGGCUGUGAUUCAGGGAUAG